Messenger RNA from Diachasmimorpha longicaudata, 750 nucleotides. It is a transcript of the gene mRpL13, whose product is annotated as large ribosomal subunit protein uL13m. Gene Ontology annotation, biological process: translation; negative regulation of translation. Gene Ontology annotation, molecular function: structural constituent of ribosome; mRNA binding. The transcript is spliced from 2 exons. Gene Ontology annotation, cellular component: mitochondrial large ribosomal subunit; ribosome. NCBI's taxonomy places the organism in Eukaryota, Metazoa, Arthropoda, Insecta, Hymenoptera, Braconidae. The record is from RefSeq and is a predicted model, not a curated record. Bases 142 to 678 code for a protein of 178 amino acids.
CGACGGAGGACUUGUUGUAGGUUAUAGGAAAGUUGUUAAAGUAAUCGAUCUGUUGCCUCUGGUUUUUUGACUUAUUAGAGUUCCCAAACGAAAAGCUGACAAUUUGUGAGAAUUAACUAGUCUAAUCAAAGGGACGAGAACAUGUCACUUGUGAGGAGAGGCCAGCACUGGGCAACAUUCGCCCAAAUCUGGCACCUAUACGACGCCAAAUGGCAAGAUCCAUACAAAAGUGCUGUUCUGCUAACGAAAUACCUCAAGGGUCUCCACAAACCCAUCUACCACCCCAUGAACAACUGUGGGGAUCACGUAGUCGUCAUCAACAGUCGGGACAUUGCGUUGAGAGGUGACGAAUGGUCGAAGAGAGUUUAUUUUCAUCACAACACCUACCACAGCGGCGAUACAUGGACCCUGGCCUGGGAGCUACACAAGAAAAACAAAACCAUGAUCAUGCAGAAGGCCGUUUACCACGCCAUGAGAGGCAAUCUCCAGAGACGACACACCAUGCAGCGUCUCCACAUCUACGAGGACGAGAAUGUCCCUGAGGAGAUUCUUCAAAAUGUCUCCAGUCAGAUUCGACAACUUAGAUCCCAGCCAGUUAGACUCGAUCAUAUUUCUCCUGAGGAGAUCGAGAAUUUCCCACGUGUUAUGAAAUAUCCCGAAAAUUACAUACUUCGAUAAAUAAAAUAUCGAUUCACUGUAUCCUACUUUUAUUUCCAUCUAUAAUAAAGUAAAGAAUAGAUUUGAGAUAAA